UCCCCAUGGUCUAGGCGUCUAGCAAAUGUGGCAACGGCAAAGUUCUUGAGGUCGAUGUCCCUCUCGCGCUCCGCCGUUGCAGAUAAGGAAGACGUUUUAGCAAUUGGCCGUUGCAGAUAACGCAGCUCGAGGGAUGGCGACGGCAUGCUUCAGCGGAAGCGCCGCGUCCACGUCCCUCUCGCGCUCCGCCCUCUGCCUCCGCCGGCUUCCCCUCGCAUGUCGCUUCCCCUCUUUUCCCCCCUUCCUGCUCCGACCUUUCUCUCCCAUUCGAGCGGCGUUAAGAAGCACCGGGCUCGCUGGCUCCCGCCGCUGCGCCGAUAAAAAUCCCGAAUCAAGAGCUAGAAAGUCGAUCUUCCCGGAGGAAGAUUUCGUGGUUGCCAAUUUCUAUAAGUUCGUCACCAUCGAAGAUCCCGAGGCCGUGGUUGCUAAGCACCUCGAUUUCCUCCAGGAAUGGGAUAUUCACGGUCGCAUUUACAUCAAUGAGCAAGGAAUUAAUGCGCAGUAUAGUGGUCCAAAUGGAGAUGUUCUGGCAUACACAGAUUGGGUGAAGAAAGAUCAUAGAUUUUCUAAUCUAUUGGUCCAAGUUUCACCAGCUUGUGAUGGCCAUGCUUUCCCUCGAUUGAAAUUGCGAUACAAACCAUCACUUGUACAGAUGGAAGGUGGCACUGCCCAUCUUCCUCUAGUAGAUGAUGCUAUGAGAGCUCACCCAUUGACUCCAUCUGAGUGGAGGGAAAGACUGCAAGCUAUGGAUGACUUUGGCAUAUCAACAAGCAAAGCGGAUAGCCAGGGAUCUGUUAGGAAACACCUACUUCUGGAUGUGAGAAAUGGCUAUGAGUGGGAUAUUGGUCAUUUCCAAGGAGCACAAAGACCUAAUGUCGACUGUUUUAGAAGCACAUCUUUUGGACUCUCAAAUGUAGAGGUGGCCUCCUCUGAUCCUUUAGCUAAAAUCGACAAGGAAAACACUGAUAUACUGAUGUAUUGUACCGGUGGCAUAAGAUGUGAUGUGUAUUCCACAAUUCUUAGACAGAAGGGUUUUCAAAAUUUAUACACUUUAAGUGGUGGAGUCUCAAAUUAUUUGAAUAGUGAAGGUUCAGCUGGAUGGAUGGGUAACCUUUUUGUUUUUGAUGCACGCCUGUCCUUACCUCCUUCCAUCUACAAGCCAGGGGCCAAUGACAGUGCCUUUGCAAAACCUGAACUGGUGCAUGGAAAUAGUGCAUUUGCCAGGUGUUAUGUAUGUGGAUCAAAGUUGCUGGAAUAUCGACACCGCAACUGUGCAAACCUCGACUGCAACCGGCUCUUUUUGUCAUGUAGUAUUUGUGUGUCACAACUUAGCGGGUGUUGUUGUUUAGACUGCACAUGUUCCCCUCGACUUAGACCUGUACUUCCUGGCCAUCAGAGAUACCAGAAGUGGCACAUGUAUCGCGGCUGUGAGUAGCAAAGGAAGAUACAAGUAUCUGUUUUUCAUUUCACCGAACAGUUUCAAGCCUACUUUCUUUCACUAGAGCAGUACCAAUUGUUACAAAGGUUUGACAAAGUUAUCAUAGCUGUUUCACGCAUCAAAACUUUGAAUAUGCAACCGAUAAUGUUUCUGAUGCUAUUUUGGAAGUUUUAACUACCAUGACCAUUAUUCGUUCCACUGGUUAAUGUUCUACCCAGUUGUAGUAAGCCAUUGCACUAGGACUGAUAACUUAAUGUUUGUUUCUCAGAAACAGUUGCAUCAAGGCUCUCGACCAUUUUCAAAAGAGUAGGUGAUGGAUGCUGGGGUUUGGCGGAAGGAAGAAAGGCAACAAAGAUUGUAAGGUGCUAAGUUCAUUAGGUAGAGCUCAAUGGAUACGGUCUCUUUUGUAUUUCUUAAUUAUCUCUCAGAAUCUGUGUGUUAUGGAAGAUCUGUUGUACAAAUAAUGGUCUUCAAAUCAGCUGCUUUGUCAAUGGUUCAAUUGUUGACCAGUAUUCAUUGGUAUGAUUAUAAUACAUCACUGUGUUGUCCA
This is a messenger RNA of Zingiber officinale, 1988 nucleotides long. Its product is annotated as rhodanese-like domain-containing protein 8, chloroplastic. Bases 134 to 1435 code for a protein of 433 amino acids. The record is from RefSeq and is a predicted model, not a curated record. Lineage: Eukaryota; Viridiplantae; Streptophyta; Magnoliopsida; Zingiberales; Zingiberaceae. The transcript has 8 exons.